Messenger RNA from Odocoileus virginianus texanus, 1672 nucleotides. NCBI's taxonomy places the organism in Eukaryota, Metazoa, Chordata, Mammalia, Artiodactyla, Cervidae. The record is from RefSeq and is a predicted model, not a curated record.
CUCCCUCUUCGCCCACCUCCCAGCCUCCCCGGUUCCCAGCCCGCCACAGGCCCCUGGCUGAGCCCCAUGCCUUGGCCGACCCCAGUAUCUUCCGCUGGACGUCUGAGAGAUUCCACAGCCCACUCCCGCUUUUAAGAAUUCAAAACUUCACAUAAAUCCCAAGGAAACUGAGGUUUUGAAGUUUUAAGGUGCCUUCCUGGUGGAAGGACUGGAUAACAUGAGCGCUCAGGAAGGCGACCCACCCCUUCCAGAAGAAGAAGCCCCUCCCGCUUCCGGAGAAAGGGCGCCUCCUGGUUACGAAGAGGUUGCCCCUCCGGAUCCACGAGAUGAGGCUCCGCCCCCUGCAGAAGAAGAGACUUCUCCUCCUUCCAGCGAGGAGACCCCAAACCUUCCCGAAGAGGUGUCUGAGGGAGAUACAGGCUCUCUUUCCGAGAAAGCCCCUACUUCCUCUUUAAGUGAUUAUUUGAAUCUCCUUCCUUCUGAUGAAAGGAUAGUUAUGCCAGACGAUGAUGAGUUGGAACCGGGCAGGGUGCGACCCAGGCCUGCGCUGCGCAUGGCCCAGUCAAUGCUUUCUGAUGGCCUCUCCCAGUCUUCCCGCAGAUCAUCCAAAUAUCGCCGAAGUAUGAGUGGCAUUCCAAAUCUACAGGAAACAUUAAAAGAGAGACAGGCAAGAUACAGAGAUGCAAGAGAAAACCGAAAAAUGAAAAUUGACCCUUCCUACAAAUAUAUAUUUGAAAUUCUGUCAGAAAAGCUUGGCCUGGACAUAGUAACUGUUGAAGAAUUAAUUUUGGAUUGCCCAUCUCUGGAUGCAUUUACUCUCUUUUUUAUGAAAGAUGGUUGUAAGACACUGAAAUUUUUGUACCAAGAAGGAGAUGUACCUGGUUUUGAAUGUGGUCGAACUAUUGCUGGAGCAACCAAAGGGGCAAAGAUGAUGAGAUUGUAUGUAGACAACGCAGCCCCAGAGAAACUGAAAGGACAGUGUGUACUUUUUGUUCGCUGUCGCAACGAUAUCCCUAUAAAUACUAAAAAUAUUCAGGAAGAAGUGCUAUUUACUGUUCUGGAUGCAUCAGAAGGACUGCUAGUUGGGAUUAGAAAUAUGCUGGCAAAUAUAUUUCUACCAGCUAUUCUUGCGACAAAUAAUUGGGGUGCUUUAAACCAGUCCCAGCAAGGAGAAUCUGAGAAACACAUUUUUACUGAAACCAUCAACAGAUACCUUUCCUUUUUAGAUGGUGCUAGAAUAAGUAUUGAGGGAACAGUCAAGUUAAAGAAAAUAGACAAUGUUGAUUUUUCAAAACUGUAUACCUUUGAAGGCGUGACGCUUGCAGCAAAUAAUUCAGAAACUGUUCGUCAACUAGAGGACGUGCUGAUGAUAUGGUACAAACAGAUCGAACAGGUUCUUAUUGAGAGUGAGCAGAUGAGGAAAGAAGCUGAUGACUCGGGUCCACUCACUGAACUGGAGCAUUGGAAACGCAUGUCAGCCAAGUUCAAUUAUAUCAUCGAACAGAUUAAAGGGCCAAGUUGUAAGGCAGUUAUAAAUGUGCUCAAUGUUGCACGCUCCAAACUCUUAAAGAAGCAUAUCUCAGAGACUUAUGCCUGUGGAACACGUAUCGCCACACUGCACGAAGCAGCUCCAGGACCAAGCAAGUACCUCCUGCUGCGCAUGCGCAGUGCU